Messenger RNA from Mya arenaria, 2968 nucleotides. RefSeq lists its product as uncharacterized. The record is from RefSeq and is a predicted model, not a curated record. Lineage: Eukaryota; Metazoa; Mollusca; Bivalvia; Myida; Myidae. The transcript is spliced from 7 exons. The coding region runs from base 117 to 1052 and encodes 311 amino acids.
GGUGUCUUGUUGCUGAGGUAAACAACACUUUAUCUGAUAGAAAGAUUUACUAUUUAAAUUUUCUAAAAUAUGUGAAAUACUACAUCGAAUAGCAAUUUCUAAUUAUUUUCCAAGCAAUGGCGACCGGUCACAUCCUUCCGGGUUAUGGAAACCCUGUAACCAGAUUGAAAAGAGCUCAAACUGCUUAUCCACUGGAUAAAACAAAACUGAGAGAAAUUGCAGAGAGAAAUGUGGGAACCUUAGAAAAAAGAGACUUGGAAAGUAUAAGACAAAAUGCAAGGAAUAUGUGGCUUGCGCCAAAUUAUGAGCCUACAACAUAUAAUUCAGUUCACCAUCAUUUGACGCUGGAUGAACCAACAGCAUCACGGCCAAGCUCACCUUCAAGACGCCACAAACCCCACCCUAAACCUGUGUUCCUUAUCAAUCGUCUUCACUAUGUUCCCGGCUACCACAACCCCGACACAACUGUCGGCAGGGAUCCGUACAUAGUUGAUGACAGUUAUCCUGAAGAGGAGCGCCAACUGCGACGUCACCAAAGGGAGAAAUUCAUUGCACGCCCAAGGACAGCUGCUGUCAACCAGUACAAUGAACCCUAUGCACCACUGACCGAAUCUGUGGGGCCAGUAGAAGCAUGGGGAGCCCAAGCCUGGCUGAAAACAGCUGAUGACAACUACCAACAUGAGGUUGUGAAUGCCAUCCAAGAUUACAGGGACCAAGAAUUGUUUAAUGUGUCAAAGUCCCCAGUGCCUGCCCUACCCCAAGCAAUGGACGCCACACCAAGGCCUUACACUGCCAUACCAUCCAUGACCAGGUGGAUGAAACAGGCUGGGGUCAGAGAAGCCCAGGAUGUUCGCAAGAUUCUCUAUGGUGGCUACCCUCCCAGCACCAUCCAACCCCUUGGCAGCCUAGGAACACCACCCACCCUCUCCCAACGACGCCAGCAGGUGAUGGACAACGUGCGCAAGGCGAGAUAUGUGCACAAACCGACACGUGGGGACUUUCUUAUACAUCCAGAGUGGCCCCCAAGUUUCCCACAUCAUAAGAUUGACUGAGAUAGGGUGGGGCAGGGAAAACUGUUUAUGUGUGAAUAUUUAUAUUGUUCAUGUAAUUGAUAUGUUUAUACAAAAGUUGUAUAACUGACUUACUGUUCAGUAGGGUGUGAUAUUUUUGAUAAACCAAUUUAUUUGAUACCUGUUAAAUUUACAUCUAAAAUAUUGUAUUAUUUAAUCAUUACAUAUGGAAACCAGAAAAAAAACUCAAUUACACAUUGUGUUUUCUGAUUCCGUAUCACAUAGUAGCCUAGUGCGCAUGGGCAAAUCUACUUCCUCAAUACUAUGGGGAAGAAACUGGAUGUUUGUUGCCAAUUUUAAGUGCUUUUGUAAAGAAAAGUAUUACACAUUUUAUUUAGAAAAAUACUGAGAUAACAGGAAUCUGUGGAAUUGUAUCACUUGUUGUAUUUUUGUUAAGGUACAUCUCAUAUGACCUUCUUGUGUGAUAUGGACUUAACCCAAGCAACUCAAAGUCAUACAACUCUACCAAUCAAGCGACUUAAAUAAUAUUUCCUGUGUAUUAUGAUAUGGAGCAAGUGAUAUCAAUGUUGCUUUAGUAUGAUUAUGGUAUAAUGGCUCAUCCCUGUGAAUGCAUUUUAAAAAACCGUGAUAGCUUUAAUCAUUGCCCCUUAUUUAUUAUUGUGAUAUACUGCGAUUUUGCAAAAUUUCCAUCCCUACUGUUCAGCAAAUAUUGGUCAAUAUUGAUGAAUUGAAAUGUAUCAAAUAACCAUUUUAAUAUCUUUUUCUUUCCAAAAUAAAUAUCAUUAACUUACAUUUGAACUAAUGUUUUAUUCAGCUUAAUUAAUGUGAGUUGGAUUCAAUGUUUCAGAUUUUUUCAGUCGGUGAUGCUUUAUAAUUUAAUUGUACUUUAACCAAAUACUGAACAUUAACAAACAUGUUAUCUCUAUGUACAUUUAAGGCAUUUUAUCAUUAUUAAGUGUAUCCAUAUACAACCAAUGUGCUAGAAUAGUAAUUUUAAGGAAAUAAUGUAUUUAGUAGGUAGAAGUAAAUGCUUUCGAAAUAAAACCAGAAAACAAAUCUUUAAUUUAAUGAACAAUUCACCCAAGAUAUCAGUCCAAGGUCUUCCAAACUGAACAGAUUUUGUUUGCCCAGCAAGAGCACAGUUUUCAUUUAUCCCAUUUUAACUUCAACUUGUGCAAUAUGCAUAUCUUGAAUGGACAUGUUCAACAAUUCUUUUUUACACAUUUUUAUCUAUACAUAAGUCAGAAGUUUCACCUAUACUGGAAAGCACUGCACUAUAUAUAUUUAUAUGUGAUUUAUACUCUGUAUCAGAUUUGAAUUUGUGGAUGGUGUUUAUAGACAGAAUUUGAUGUGCUUACCGUAGUGGGUUAUGAUGCUCACAUAAUACUCUUGUAUCAGUUAUGUAUCAGAAUAUAUUGCAUUUAUUGUGUAAAAACAACUUUCAUAAGGGCUUGGUUAUAUUAUACACCAGAUAAUAUGUAAUUAUUAACCAAAAUGCAUAGAAGUCACAGGAUUCAAACACUAACCAAAUAAGAAUAUGUUUUCCAUUAAUAAUCCAUUUAUUAGUAAUAUGGUUAAAAAACACACUAACUUUCUAUGGCUGUUUCUGGUACACUACAAUAUACAAUAUUACAUCCCAUAGUGUGUACUAUGCUUUCGAUAAAGUUCAACAAAUAAUAAAACUUGUAUACUUUUCAAUUUUAUAAUCAUUAACCCUUUACUUCAUGUAAACCUAAGCCAUUUCAGGCUGCCAGUGUAUGGCUUAUCAGUUCAUAUCAGUACCCCUACUUCAUAGGAGAUUAUUGAUAUUAUUGUAAUUUUAACCCUCAUGUAUUACAAACCUAUUUUCUUAGUAUUUCUUUUGGUUAAAUCAAUAAGUCAUCAAUGAAAAGUUUAUAGAGAAUUAAAUUUCCAAUCCAGUCAUAUAAAUUUUAUUU